GACGUGCAAAGAAAAUAGUGCCACUUCAAGUUCCAUGGCAAUGUCACUAGGAAAGACCCGUUAUUCUAUCUGGUACAGCUUGUAGCAUUCUACGGUGAAACAAACCUUGUGAAAUCUUCACAGUUUUAAUAGAGCGAACUUGAAUGUUGUGAGAAAACCCUUCAAGAAGACGACCUUUAAAUCAAGGAGAUCUGGAUGCCUUUGAGAAUGGUGUAUAAUAAAACGUUAUCGCGUUCAACACGCAAGAAGUUACGAAAAAUAUUGGCUUUCGCCUUUCUUCUCUACUGCUUGGUUUAUUGUGCCAACUCUUUCGAUCGCUCGACAACAGGGAGUAGCCGUUUACUUCCUGGAGCAGACAAUUUAUGUCCCAUUGAGUCUUCCGCGACGCGUUGGAAACGAAAUGAAAAAGCUCAAAACAUUUUCUUUUUGGAGACCUCCGGAGAGCGUUGUUUGACCGCCCGACAAGCUUGCAGCAUCGAAUCAACAGCGAGGUCCAAUCCUUACGCUAUGAUCUCUGUACACAUGGAAAACAGUGGGCCAACAAGACAAGCGAAUGUGAGAAACGAACAAAGCAGCCAAAGAAGAAAUUGUGCGAUUACGAACAGACUCUUCGAGGAGUGGGAAAAUAACGUCAAACUUGUUCGAGAAGAUUUACUACAACAUCUUAGGGAUACACCGUUAUGGCGUCUUCAGCAGCAAGGCCGAUUGAAUCAGUCAGUUCAUCCGCUAACUCAUCGAAGUGAUGCCGUGCGAGUUGCUAUGCUAUGGAAAUACGGUGGUGUUUACCUGGAUUUGGAUUGCCUUGUCUUCCGGCCUCUUUACUGUCUCAAGAAUACCGUAGGACUCGUGGAUUUUUUACCUGAUUGGGUUGAAAACGGUGUUAUGGCAUUUGAGGGCGGUCAUCCGUUUCUUCAAUUUCUAAUGAAGUACAUGGUAUUUGCUUUCAAGCCUGAGGAAUACAUAAGUCUUGGUCCAGCUACGUUAACCGAUUCCAUCAAGUAUUUUUGUGACAGAACCGAGUUUCCUGCAGAGAAAAUUUUGACUUGCCGAAACAGUUCCAUUAUUCUUCAAUCUCCACGAGCAUUUUACGCAAUCAACAAUCGACGCCAGAAUGCCUUUUACCAUCCAGAAGCCGAUCAGUCAGACUUCGAAGACUUGCGAUUCAGUUAUCUCUCACACGUCUACGACGCCGGUAACCGACCAUCCGUCCCGGACAAAUCUCUGUACGGCUUACUGGCCCGAGAAUUCUGUCCUACUACUUACAGUAUGGCUUUGGCAGACGGUGAAUUUUAAAGUACAAAAAAAAAAAUAAUAAUAAUAAAAUGAAUAAAUAAGAAUAAAAAAUAAAUCAUAUCCAGAUUUUUCUUCGCUCAAGUAGACUAUUCAAACAUGUUUUGUAUUUAUUUUUGUAAACCAUUGACUGCGUGUUUAUUUGUGUGCCUUUCCUGUUCCACUUGAUCCCCAUAACUGGGGUUGAAUAAGAUUUCACUGUUGUUUCGUUCUGGGUUACUUCCACUGGGUGAGAACACCAUGAUUGGCACUGAAACUACCACCAAUUAUUUAUGCAAACACUGCCAAGCGACACACCACACCACCCUAUGUGACAAAAAGGUGACAAGAUUUGCACAGCAGACCGCAAAUGGAAACAAUGCCCCAACGAACGUCAUGGCACCUGUCUCCAGUGCAAACACCUACGGCGAUCUCGUGAUGAAAACGGCAACGGUGAUGGGGGUAGGCUCCAAUGGCAAAGAAACCAAGGCCAUAUUAUUUAUUGAUGAUGGCAGCCAUAGAUCUUGGGUAACCAGAUCUAUUUCCAAAUUGCUGAAUUUGAAGGCAGUGGCCGGCGAGAAGAGUCUUCAAACAAAGAAAGCCCAUCCAGUUCGGCAAAUAAACGCAGUUGAAUGGGGGUUUCGGGGCACUUGGAAGGGAGCUCCACUCGUCAAAAUAACCGCCCUGGAAACGGACUACAUUGGAGACACUGGACCUUACCCCCACACGGCAUUUGCAAGGAAAUUGUGGUUGGAAGAUGAGAAAAUGGCUGGUGUUCCGGCGAAGAAUUAAAUUGUUUUAUUUUGUAUAAGGGCCGCUAGAGGCCAACUUUGGGUUGUGCCUAGUACGCUUCAUUUGUUUGUUUGUCCCGCGUUUACCCUUACCCAAAGCCUUUGUUUUGUCCCUAUUUAACCCCGCGUGCAUUGCAUGUGGCCGAUGUGGGUCUCUGAUUUUGUUGGCGUCUCUCCACACAUAAGGUGUGAUCUCUUUAGCUACACUCCCCACACAUAAGGUGUGAUUCUCAAGUAGGCCUUACAACCCUACUCUGUAUCCCCGAGAUCGGUUUAAUACACCCUUAAGGGAUACCCCCCCUCGAGUCUA
Molecule: messenger RNA, 2370 nt
Organism: Daphnia magna
Lineage: Eukaryota; Metazoa; Arthropoda; Branchiopoda; Diplostraca; Daphniidae
Product: lactosylceramide 4-alpha-galactosyltransferase
Exons: 3
Coding region: 196-1293 (365 amino acids)
Biological process (GO): glycosphingolipid biosynthetic process
Molecular function (GO): hexosyltransferase activity
Source: RefSeq, a predicted model, not a curated record